UGUGUUACAGUCAUGGACGUUGUGGCAGAAGGUAUCACCGUUACGCACUACAUUAAUCCACAUUGUUUCUGGUACAAACCGAAUGCGGCCUGCAUGCCGGAAAAUGAGCAAUACGAGUUCUCUGUAAAACUCAACGAUAAGUGUGAGGUAUUGUACGGUGGCCAGUACAUCCUAGCGCAGACGGUAAAGGGACCCAAUGUCGCGGAGAUUCCGGGAAACGUUGUGGCAGUAUACAAUACCGUGCAACAAUACUGGAACCGGUGUGUGGUGGACGAAGUUAUUAUCUGUAUAGGCAACAAACGGAUCUACCGGCUUUGGGCGCUGGACGAAGGAAUACCCAUCCAAUCUAGCCCUGAGUAUGUGCGACCACUGCCGGAGGAAUUCAAGACCGAGCCGGCGCACGCGAAGCGAGGAGCGCUGAUGAAUAUUUUCCCUUUGGAGCCCAGGAAUUACUCGAUGGACGACGCCCCUCUCCGCAUGGGAAACCAAUGGUACGCGGGAGCAGUGUCCAUGAUGGAAACACUCCUGGAAUUGGCGUUAAGCGUGUCCAUGAUAGAGCGGGCACAAGUCGUAGUGCAUGGCGAACUUGUACACUUUGGUGAUAUGACGAUCAAGUCGACCGAUAACCAAGGGUGCGAUGUCUCGCAGUUUCUCUGCGAAAAUUGCCCGCAACAAGUCGAUCAGAGGAUCAGUGACCCGAUGUUUUUCAAUCGUAUUUUACAGCUGGGAACAUUGCGCGUGUGUCGCUAUCAAACUAACGAAGGGAUCGACAAUACGACCAAACAAAUAACCUGGAUGAAAAAUAAUCCAAGCCACAAGGACGUGUCGCCCCUUCUGCAGAUGAAUGUUCCACAGGGUGGUUUUAGCAAUGCACGUAAAGAAGGAACAAAAACGUACAUUGCUCCCGCCGGUAACAUCAAUAUAUCACCAAUUCCACAUAAUAUACGAAAACUGCGCGAUGCGGUCCAAAAGAAGCGAGCUAAUGCGUCGAAAGCGACACAAACGAACUCUGCUCCGGCUGGUGACGUCAAGAUAAUUCCAACUAUGAAACCCUUGGAAAUCUCUGACAUCGAUACCAAGAUAUCUCCGACUACAGCGGAACAGGGAAAACCGAGCGAAGAACCCCCAAUUCGUCGGCUAAAUUACAUACCGGCUGGUUUCUCGAUUGAAAGGGCGUUGGCAGAUUUACGAAUGCAAGCGAACAAUAAAUCCUAGUCACCAUAAUGUUAUUGAGUUUUUGAAAGCUCUAACC
Messenger RNA from Anopheles cruzii, 1252 nucleotides. RefSeq lists its product as uncharacterized. Gene Ontology annotation, biological process: germ-line stem cell division; transposable element silencing. Lineage: Eukaryota; Metazoa; Arthropoda; Insecta; Diptera; Culicidae. The record is from RefSeq and is a predicted model, not a curated record. Bases 13 to 1215 code for a protein of 400 amino acids. The transcript is spliced from 3 exons.